Messenger RNA from Nakaseomyces glabratus, 1374 nucleotides. It is a transcript of the gene PCL7, whose product is annotated as Pcl7p. Gene Ontology annotation, biological process: regulation of cyclin-dependent protein serine/threonine kinase activity. Gene Ontology annotation, cellular component: cyclin-dependent protein kinase holoenzyme complex; nucleus. Gene Ontology annotation, molecular function: protein kinase binding; cyclin-dependent protein serine/threonine kinase regulator activity. Lineage: Eukaryota; Fungi; Ascomycota; Saccharomycetes; Saccharomycetales; Saccharomycetaceae. The record is from RefSeq and is a predicted model, not a curated record.
AUGUCUUCAGCUGAUCCAAGACUAGGGAUGUCAUAUAGCAGUGGAGACAACACAUCUAGCACGCCGAUAAGCAUUCCGAUACCGCGGAGUGGGAGGACUGUGGUGAAUAACAAUGCGUCAUCGAGCACAAUAGCGAGCUAUCCGCGUACGACGCCGAGUGUGGCGACUACGGGCAGUGGCUAUCUUCCGAUGGGUACUUCUGUGACUACUGAGGAGACGCUUGCGAGCUCGCAGUCUUCGCAUUCUCCGUUUCGGGACAAUACACUGCUACAAACGAAUUCGAUAGCGUCGAACACUAACACUAGCCAUCUAAUAUCGAGUAAUGACACUGUGUCCAGUACUGUCGAGGUUUUACAAAGUCCUACCAAUCCAGCCGAUGAGAUGGCAAGUCUGCGGGAGAGCAUUGCCAGACCAGCAUAUGACCAUACCACUCGCGAUGAAACUAUAUUGGGGACCACUGAGAGAGAUGAACCUCGAGUGUCGUUUGCCCACGAUGAAAACUUGACAAGAAGAGACCACUAUCCUGGCCAUGAAUCUGCUACUGAAAAUGAUAAUGACACAUGUACUAUUAAUAAUGAUGACGAUAAUGAUGACGCCGAUAUGUUAACCAACCAUGAAGAACAACUGAAGUUUAUUCGAUCACACUAUAGAACCAAGCUAAAUGCCAAGUCGGAGACAGAAGAAAUUGAAGAAGUCGAAGAAGAGCUAAACAUCGCUGAGUUCCCUACUGAUAAGCUGCUUGAGAUGCUGACAGCACUAUUGAACAAGAUAAUAAAAUCUAAUGAUCAAAUGGAACCAUACAAAGAUAAAGACAAAGACGAAGACCACGAUGACGAUGAAUCAUUGACAGAUAGCAAACUUAUGAGCGUCAAAGGUACAGAUAAAGAAAAAUAUCUCAAGAGCAUUCUCAGCUUUAAAGGUAAGCAUGUUCCUCAAAUUACACUCUACCAGUAUUUUCAGAGAAUUCAAAAGUACUGUCCAACCACAAAUGACGUCUUUCUCUCAUUAUUAGUAUACUUUGAUAGAAUCUCGAAAAAAUGCAACAGCUCAGAUAGUGAAUCCGCGGAUACUUCCCCAGCCGAUCAAUUGUUCGUCAUGGAUUCAUAUAACAUACACAGAUUGGUGAUAGCCGGUGUCACCGUAUGUACAAAAUUUUUCAGUGAUUUUUUCUAUUCCAACUCCAGGUAUGCCCGUGUUGGUGGUAUUUCCUUAUCAGAACUAAAUCAUUUAGAGUUACAAUUCCUUGUUCUAUGUGAUUUCGAGCUACUAAUAUCCGUGGAUAAGUUGCAAAGAUAUGCCAACUUAUUAUUACGAUUCUGGAACAAUCAAGGGGUAGAUGAUUCAAGGUCCGACACCACUGUCUCUCAGGACUGA